This is a messenger RNA of Sphaeroforma arctica JP610, 826 nucleotides long. RefSeq lists its product as hypothetical. The transcript has a single exon. The record is from RefSeq and is a predicted model, not a curated record. The coding region runs from base 572 to 826 and encodes 84 amino acids. Lineage: Eukaryota; Ichthyosporea; Ichthyophonida.
CUGAAUCUCGCAAAAAUCAGAGAAAGAGUUCAACAAAUGAAAAGUGUAUCGUUGACAAUCCGAGUCUAAUUAUAUGUGAGAGGAUUUGCCACAUUGUGUUACAAUGGAGUCAGACAACCAUCUUUCAAGCCAGUUGCAGUCAAAUACUAAGUGUAAUACAUCUGGAUAGUGGUAACAGAUCGAUGCACUAUUUAACCCAGAAAUGAGCAGAUUUCAUGAUACACUGGACAAUGUCAUUUACUCGUGUAAUACCUCCCUAGUAUUUGCCAACAUAGUAGAUUAGUUAUAUGCUUUGAAGGCUGAAGAUUCAGUCAACUUAGUAGAUUAGUUAUAUGCUUUGAACGCUGGAAAUUCAUUUCAGAUCAGAGUGUUUCUCACAGAAAUACAUUUCAUACUCAACAACUGAAACGACUCAUGCCAGUGGUGGACGGAUGGCUGAAAGUAUUGUACAACAAAAGCAAACUUCGAUUGUGACAAGGAAGACCACAAUGAAUAAAUUGCAAUUAAAGGCUUUAUUAGUGAGUUUUAACUAAUCAGAUUACGUGUAGGUGAUAAGGCUGAUGAGCCGGCAAUGCAUAAAUCACUGAAACUACCGGAAUUUUCGAAAAUGUCGGCAGUAGAAAUCUUCAACAUGGGUGAGCCUGAUCAGGAUGUAACUGCGGUUGCAAUACUGGCCAACGAUUUGUUCUUAGAGAAGGGCUUGUCACUCGAACAGCACAUGCCUCUCAUUCAAGAGCUGUUUAAGAAAACUGACGCUAAUGAGGUAGCGAGCGCAAACAUCGCGAAGCUACUACAACAGACCUGUCCAGAAAAUGUACUUGCGUAG